AACAAAGCAAACUCCGGGAGAUAGCUCAGCUCUAUUUUUCCGGGAGGGGGAAUCAAUAGUAAAUCAUACGAUAAUACCAGUAAUACUCCCUUUCUUCCAUCAGGAUUCCAUCCGUCAAUGAUGUCAAAUCUGAGGCUUCGAAAUGUUUUCCAAUAUCCGGGAGAUUCUGAGAUUGAGCCUGGCCGCGAAGAGCUGGAUGAGGAAGAGCAGGAAAAUACAAUAAACCAAUUAUAUGAUGAAAAUGAAAAACGUAACAAAGAAUAUAAAGUGGCCUUCUCCCUACUCUCCUUUAUAUCAAUUAUUCCUUUUGUCUAUGAGAUGCUAUUGACUACCUUAUCAACCUAUGAAAGACUUCUAUGCAUCUCUAGCAUCAUAUCACUUAUUUUAACAUCUUAUAUGAUGUCUCACCAAUUAUGGCAGAAUUUAGCCCUUUGGCCUUUAAAUUCUCUGCAGACGAAAAAGACAGAGGCCUUCAUUACUUCAAAAAUACUCUCUUCUUUAAACGCUAUGAUUUGUGGAUGCCUGGUAUUGGGUGUGUAUCUAAUAGAAGCAAUGGGCUGGCCGUGCAACUCUCACCUACUUUUAUUUCUGACUCCAGGAGCAAUGUUGAUCGUUGCCUUAAUCGUCCAGGCACUGAUGCAUUCGAUUGAUAUAAAUCAUCUUCAAAGUCUUCGUUACGCUUACAAAGGGGCUUAGGCACCUAACAAAAGCAAUGAACCAAUCAUAGUAUCCAUAUGGCGAAUU
Messenger RNA from Penicilliopsis zonata CBS 506.65, 744 nucleotides. RefSeq lists its product as hypothetical. The coding region runs from base 118 to 696 and encodes 192 amino acids. The transcript is spliced from 4 exons. The record is from RefSeq and is a predicted model, not a curated record. Lineage: Eukaryota; Fungi; Ascomycota; Eurotiomycetes; Eurotiales; Aspergillaceae.